CUUUGUCUCAUACUUACCUAUUAAACUCUUUGUAUCUCUCGACGGCCUUAUUACGGCCUUAGAAUAAUAUACAUUACAUAAAUACCUAUGAAUACUAAAAAAAUAAAAAGACAUUGUAUUGUGUUUGUGAAUUAAUUAUUGCACCGUGUUGAUUAGUGAAUGACUAUUUUUUUAUAAGUUUAUAUAUUUGAAUACAAUAGACUUAGAUCUGUUACUGGUAUGAUUUGUUUCAUUUUAUCUUAAAAAUUAUAUACAGUUUAAACUAAAAUGAAGACUAUUCAACGGUUAAUAAUUGCCCUCACAAUUUUUGGUCUAUGUGCUACACAAGAUCCUGCCGUUAGAUACCAACCAGAACAAGUCCAUUUAUCCUUGGGUGGUAAGUUAUAGCAUUAAACUAUUAUUAUACUACAAUAAUAUUAUUAAAUUACUUUGGAUAACUGUAAAUGUAUUAAAAUUAAAUAAAAUUUAACUGAUAUUCAAAUCUAUAGUUUGAUAAUGAAAUAAGUAAUUAAAAUAAAAAUAUAUUUUCAAUAUAAUGUUAUAAUGUUAAUGGUGAUGUUGUAAUUAUAGUCUUCUAUACUGUUUAAACAAAGUUAUAUAAUAAUUUGCACUCCAUACUCGAUUAUUUAAAAUACAUCUUUUUAGUUGUUAAUUUCUGUAAUUCAAAGUUUUUUUUUAUACAAUUUCUAUUAAAAUAAAAUGUUAAUAGAAUUUAAGAAUUAGGUACUUGAUGAAUAUUAUUGAUGCUAUUAAUUAUUGGUUGUGUUUAUUGUUCAAUAGAAUCUAAUAGUGAAAUAGUAAUUACAUGGACAACCUGGAAUGAUACAGAUGAAUCGGCCGUUAAAUAUGGAAUUAAUGGACCAAUACUUAAAGCUUUUGGCACUUCUACACUGUUUGUAGAUGGUGGUGAACAAAAACGCACAGAGUAUAUACACCGAGUUAGACUUACGGGAUUACAACCAUCCAGCAAAUAUAGUGAUUAUACAUAAAACAUAAUGGUUUAUUUUUAGAAAUGUUUAACAUAAUUUGAUGUUAAUUUAGUUUAUUACUGUGGAAGUGAUCAAGGCUGGUCUACCCAGUUUUGGUUUAAAACCAUUCCAACCUAUACAAAUUGGUCACCUUCUUUUGCCUUUUUCGGCGACUUGGGUAAUGAAAAUGCUCAAUCUCUUCCUAGGCUACAGGAAGAAACUCAACGUGGACUUUAUGAUAUGAUAUUGCAUAUUGGUGAUUUUGCUUACGAUAUGGAUAGUGUAAGUAUAAGUACCUACAAUAAAUCAGUUAGCUGUACCUGUAUAUAAUUUAAUAAAAAACCCUUUAAACAAUAACUAGCUUUUGAUUUCUCAUAUUAUCAUUUGUAGUUUAUUGUUUUUUGUUAAUUUAACUAAAAUUUACUUAGUAAUAGUAAAGGCAAUUAAUAACAAUUUAUAUUGUAUAGUAAUUACUGGUUUAAUUUAAUUUUAAUUUGAAAUUUAUAAAAUGGAAACAAAUUCACCUAAUCAGAUGGUAUUGUAUUUUAUAUUAAUCUAAUUAAGUUGGUAACUUUAACAAUGUCUAUUAAUAACUAUCCUACUUCACAAUGUAAGUAAAGCAAAGAUUUACUAGGCAACACAGUGUAUUUAAUAGUUUAGUAAUAUUAAUGUGACGUAAUUCGAUUCAUCAUUAAAAUUACCCUAUUACUUUUGUUUACCUUAGUAAAUAUUUGUAUUGGUAAUUUCAUCAUUUUCAUGAUUUUCUGUCCGUUGACCGGACUACUUUUUCAACAUUUUUAAUAUAAAUAUAUUUGCUGUAUUACUCGCAUAUUUGUCCACAAAUUUAUUCGUGUGCAGUUUACAUGUCCAUACAAUUUCAUAUGUGUAAUACCCCCUAUUUUUGUCUGAAUUAAUACCUUCCGAUAACCUAUCAUCCCAAAGCUUUUUGACCUUCCCGAGAACCAACUGAGUUCAAUUAAUGGGUGCUUGGGAUUAUCCUAUUUUGAAACUCAAAUUACAUUCUUUAUCUUUCUUGACUCCAUCAAAGUAUCAUUAAUAUUUUUGUCCAAAAUUAUCUAUUAUUGACUUAUGUAACUUUUAAUUCAUUAUAAUUAGAUAGAAUUUAACUUGACACCCUUUUUAACAUUGAUAUCUGUUUUCAAUAUUCAAGGGGUGUUACACAAUUUUAUAAAUUAUUAUGAAGUAGGUUUUAUCAAUUCCUACAUUUUACGCAUAUUCAUCUAAUAGAACUGUUUUAAUUUUAGUUUUAGGUUUUAAUUUUUAGUAACAAUUUUCAGUCAAUGGCGAUUUAGGUGGUUGAAUCAGGAUAGAGAUUGGUAGUCUUUAUUGAGCUCUAUCUAAUGAUGUAAAAUUCGUAGAAAUUAUACAUUUUUAAAAUAUUAGGAAUAACUUUUCAACCCCCCUGUUUCACCUGUUUGGAAGUGAAAUUUUCAAAACUUUUAAUUGUUGUGUUUCUUAAUGUCUAACCAAAAAGGCAAAUACUAAUUUUUAAUGAAUUUUACUUAAAAACACAAUAGAGGAUUUUCAUAAAAAAAAAUCACAUCCCUAUUUUACCCCUUUAGAUAUAGAAUUUUCAAAAGUGGAUGCAUAUGGUAUAAAAAAUACCUAUUAUUUCUAGUUUUAACUUAAAGUUUUUGCAUAUUUUAUUUUUGGUUCUAUAUUAAUUUUCUAUCAGUCAGUCAGAACAAAACCGCUUUUACAUUUUUAAGGUUAAAAUAUGUUGUUUAUUUAACUAGACUAGAAUUAUUAUUAUUUAUUGAAUUUAUACAUUCAUUAUUAUUUUAUAAUUUUCUAUUAAACAUAUUUAAUUUUUAAUUAAUUAUGAUGUUUUUCUUGUGGUUUAUAAAAUUUGUAUUUUAAUUGAAAAUUAAUUUAUGGGAACAUAAUUUUUUUUUUUAAUCAAUUUGAAAUUUGUAUUAUAUUUUCAUAUAUCAUUGCUUUAUAUUUUUUUAAAUGGAUUUAUUUAUUGGUCUACCUGUAUGGGAUUAAAUUACUCAAUUUUAUAAUUUUUCUUGAACAUUAUUCUUUUUAAUUAUGUAUAAUAAUUACAAAUAGUUAACAUUUUACAGUGGAAUUUUGAUAUGUCGAAAACCUUGAUAAGUCAAAAUAAGUGCCGUUCUCGCAAAAAUUUCAAUUACUCGAAAGAAUAACUAAAUAUACCUCGAACAUGUUGUGUUCCGAAUAUAGACAGAUAAUUUUUAUAAUCAUUUGUCUAAUUGGGGUGUGCACAUUCUGUAAUUUAAUCUAAUCGCGUUUAUUGUGUUUAUUAUCAUAUUUUUCUAUACUAUUAAUAACAAUAUACACUGUUAUUAUAUAUACAUGUAUACUAAAUAAUAAUUAAAAACUAUAAUAUGUACAUGGUACAUUUUAAAAACUCUUUAGUCAAUUGUUUGUACUUAAACCUUGAUAACUCAAAAACCUUAGUAAGUCGAAAAAAAUUUAAUUUCCUUUGAAUUUUCGAUUUAUUGAUAUUCCACUGUAUUUUUGCAUCAACAUUAUAUAUUUGUUUUUCAAAUGUUUGAAAAACGUGUAAGUUUAAUUUUAAUAAUUAUAUUAAUUGUUCUCAGGAUAAUGCUAAAGUUGGAGAUGAAUUCAUGCGUCAAUUGGAACCUAUUGCUUCAUAUGUACCAUAUAUGACUUGCCCUGGCAAUCACGAACAAAAAUAGUUAAUGUUAAAACAAAAUAAUAUGUCUAAAAAUAUACUAAAGAAAUAUUUUAUUAUUUUGUAGCAAUUUUAGCAAUUACAAGGCCCGUUUUAGUAUGCCUGGUGGUCAUGAGAAUAUGAUGUAUAGUUUUAAUUUUGGACCAGCUCAUUUCAUUAGUAUCUCCACAGAGUUUUAUUAUUUCCUUUAUUAUGGAAUCAAACCAGUUGUACUCCAGUAUGAAUGGCUUGUCAAUGACCUAAAAGUAAGUUAUCUACAUAUUAUUUUAUUAUUAACAUUAUUUUACAACUAUCUUUAUGAUGUACACAUUUUUAUUUUCAGAAAGCGAAUAAACCAGAAAAUCGCGAACAAAGACCUUGGAUAAUUGUCUAUGGUCAUAGACCAAUGUAUUGUUCAGAUAAUGAUAAAGAUGAUUGUACAUUUCAUGAAACAAUCACUAGAGUUGGGCUCCCUUUACUUCAUUGGUAAUUUAAAAACCAAAUUACUAGGAUUGAGAGUAAAAAAAAUAUAUGUGUGUUGAAUAUACUGUAUUCAAUAAUUUGAUUAUAGCAAUAUAUAAACAGGUACUGACAUUUAUUUAGUUAUACAAUUGGGAUUUGUCCAUUUUGAAUAUAUUAUUAUACUAAUUUGAACAUUCUAUACUUGCUAGGUGUUUUCGGAUCAUGAACUAUUUGAGUAAUAAUAAUUCUGAUAGCAUUAAACAAUUUAGUUAAAUUUGUCCCAAGCAUACAGUUCUCUGGUUAAUUAAAACCUGGAUAUUAUCCAAUAGCAUUAUUUUCAAAAAAAAAAAACAAAAAUGCAUGGACAAAAACAUUAAUAAAAUUUCCCCUGAUCAAAAAUAUGUGAUACAAAAUAUGUAAAAGUUAAUAUUAUUUUCAGAACAUUUUUCUUAAACAUGGUAGAUAUUCUAUUGAUGUUACAAAGAAAUAAUUACAUAUAAAAAGCUUGAAACCAAUAUAGAUUAGUAUAAUUAUCUCAUCAUAUUAAUUAUGUCUAACUUGUUUUUUACCUAGGUUUGGAUUAGAAGAUUUAUUUUACAAAAAUGGAGUUGAUUUAUGUCUAUGGGGACAUGAGCAUACUUAUGAAAGAAUGUGGCCAGUGUAUGACCGUGUUGUGUAUAAUGGAUCCUACUUAGAACCAUACACAAAUCCUGGAGCACCAGUUCACAUUACAUCUGGUUCUGCUGUCAGUAGUCAAAAUUGAAUCACUGUGUUAUAAAAGUAUUUGAUAUCUAAUACUUGUGUUGUUUUAGGGUUGCAAAGAAAAAACUGAUGAUUUUAUUCCAAAUCCACCAAACUGGUCGGCAAUUAGAAGUAGUGAUUAUGGUUAUGGUCGUAUGAAGAUUUAUAAUAAUUCUCAUUUGUAUAUAGAACAAGUGUCUGACGAUAAGGUAUAAUUUAUCAUUUAUGAUUUUUUUUAAAUUUUACCUUCAGAAAUAUUCUCAUACAAAUUAAAUAUGUGUGUUUUACUAAACUUAUUUGUAUUUAGGAAGGCGAGGUCAUAGAUCAUAUAUGGCUCAUCAAGGAUCAUCAUAAACCUUAUGGUAAAUCAACUUAAAAUAAUAAUCAAAUAAAAUUAUUUGGAUUAUCCUGACUUAUUUGAAAUUAUUCCUUAGUUAUUAUAUUACAACAUAGAUUUGAAAAUGUAUUUAUGUAUUGCAUAUAAAUUGCAAUAUAAAUAUUAUUCAUUAUUUUAUCAAAUUUAGACAAACAAAUAAAGAAUGAUAAUUAUUAUUAAAUAAUUUUUUUUUAUAAUCAUUCAGUAGUCGGAAUACUUUAAAUUAUAUUUUAAACUAAUAGCAUUAAAUAUUAAACACUAUAUAAUAUAAUAUCUACUAUAAUAUAUCUAGUCUUUAAUUUAAAUAUUGGUUUUAUUUUUAAUUAUUAUACAUUAGUUACGCAUAGAUUGAACAUUAUAUUAUGCUAUUAACUAUUAUACUAUUAGACUAAUAUAAAUAGAAUAAAAUAUUCUUUAUUUUGUCUUGUGAAGUGAGAUUUAUUAGGUAAUUAUUUGUAACUGAAAUAAAUGUAUUAUUUAGUAAAAUUCCAC
Cinara cedri is the source of this 5701-nucleotide messenger RNA. The record is from the annotation of a GenBank genome assembly. Lineage: Eukaryota; Metazoa; Arthropoda; Insecta; Hemiptera; Aphididae.